GGAUUUGCCCUCUCCAAGGAAGCAAGAGCCACUUGCCUCUGCUUUAGGCCCACAGGGUAGUGGGGAGAGCUGCAGGGCAUGGCCAGGAGAGGAUGGGUACAUUGCCUUUGGCAGAUGUCUGGCCAUCCCGUACCUGCAGGGUGGUAGACAGAUCACCAAAUAUUUUCUGCACCAUGAGGUGGGUGGGACGUCAUGACAACCCUGAUCAGGGCACAGGGAUGCCAAGGAGGCUCCCACUCACCCCCAGCACAGGCCCAUAUGUCCUCAUCACCACUGCUUCCUUUGCAGCUUCCUGUGAGUACGAGGGGAAGCAGUUCUCCCUUGGGGAAUCGUGGCUGAGCACCAACUGCCUGCUCUGCACCUGCCUGCACCCUAUUGGCGUGGGCUGCUGUGAGAUCACCCAGCACCCCAUCGACUUCCCCGACUGGUGCGAGGCCCACUACGACUCGCAGACCUGCCAGAUCUCGGUGGUGCAGAAGGCCAACCCCAGCCUGCCCUGCGUGAAGACCGUGGAGCACGAGUGGGGCUCGGCCGGCACACCCGAGCCGCUGAUCAACAAGGUGCUGGGCGCAGGGCUGAGCAGAUAAGAAGCUCGGCAGCGCCCCGCGCCCCUUCGGCGGCGUCCUCCCUCCUCCAGAGCACACCUCCCGCAUGCUCCAGACCUGCCCCGUCCUGUAGAGACGUCACCGCCGCCACCUCCAAGGGAAACCACUAUCCACGCACCAUGGUACCGAGCUGACAUUUACACCCUCACGCUGCCACAGUACGGCUUUGCUUCUGCCUUCAGCUUCCUGAGCCAAGCCAGGGCAUUCUUCCUGUGAGAUACCCUGCACCCGGUGGGAAUGCAGAUCCUACGGGAUUUCCUCCCAGGUGGGCAGAAAACCUCGUUACUAAAGAAAGGGCUCUGGCACUAAAUCAGCCUGGCUCGCAGGAGUCCUGUACUCCCACAUCCAGCCUGAAGUGACACAGCUCCCUGCUCCCUCCCAGAUCCACAUCCCUGUGCACAGAAGCUGCUGGGAGCUCACUGGGGAGCAUCAUGGCCCCUCGUGCACGACCCUCAGAACCUGGCCAGCCCCUUCUCUGCUCCCAGAGUGUGCGGGGAACAACUCACCUCUGGAACCACUAAUGCCCCUGCUCCUGCAGGUUCUGGGGUCCCUGGCACCGCAGGUCAGCCCUGGGCAACACCACAACAGAGCCAGCCCUGGGUGGGCAGCAGUGCGGGGGGAACCACCAGACGGCCCCUGGGAGGACCCCCACCCCCAGACAUGCAGGGGAGCAGGGAGGGAGGGCUCAGGAAGCAGAGGCAAUCCACAUGUGCCAGGCUGGAGCCAGCCACCCUGGCAGCCCGCCCCAGCCGGUGCCAUGCUGUGUUGUGCAGAGCCUUGUGUAGAUGUUUCUGUUCUUGCA
Pseudopipra pipra is the source of this 1407-nucleotide messenger RNA. It is a transcript of the gene MSMP, whose product is annotated as microseminoprotein, prostate associated. Lineage: Eukaryota; Metazoa; Chordata; Aves; Passeriformes; Pipridae. The record is from RefSeq and is a predicted model, not a curated record. Gene Ontology annotation, cellular component: cytoplasm. The transcript has 2 exons. Bases 93 to 587 code for a protein of 164 amino acids.